This is a messenger RNA of Gekko japonicus, 3795 nucleotides long. It is a transcript of the gene PRPF31, whose product is annotated as pre-mRNA processing factor 31. Bases 647 to 2146 code for a protein of 499 amino acids. The record is from RefSeq and is a predicted model, not a curated record. Gene Ontology annotation, cellular component: U4 snRNP; U4/U6 x U5 tri-snRNP complex; precatalytic spliceosome. Gene Ontology annotation, biological process: spliceosomal tri-snRNP complex assembly; mRNA splicing, via spliceosome. The transcript is spliced from 14 exons. NCBI's taxonomy places the organism in Eukaryota, Metazoa, Chordata, Lepidosauria, Squamata, Gekkonidae.
GCGUCCAGGCCGCGGGUAGUUGUUAAGGGGCGCGAGAGAGGGAGUUCGUCGUAGAGUAAAAUCAAACUGAAGUCGAGGCUUUCGUGAGGCAAAGCUGUAUAACUCUGUGUGCGAGGCGAAGCCUAUGUGUGUGGUAAUAAAUAAUAAAAAUAAUAUCUCGGCGGGGGGGCCGCACUCGCCAAUUCAACAAAUCUAUCACAACAGUUCCUGCUGCUCGCUGAACUUCCCUACGUGCGGGCCCACAUCCAGUGCAAAAGAUACCAUCGAAAUAAAUAAGAGCAGAGCGGUCUUCUCGAUCCAUAUUACAUGCUCGUCUUUCGUGAGGUGACGUGAAAGCGGACACAGGAAGUCAUUCUGGAUCUAUCCAUUCAAUUCAGUUUUAAUACCACUGUCAUCUUUGCGCGGCUACAGGCGCUUUCUCAUGACGGCCUAGAAAGCGACGGAGAGCUGGGCGUGUGGCGCACGUAUUGAGAGACUGAAAGAGAGAAAUUAGUUGGUAGGCAGAGGAGAGGGGCCAGAGGCUGAAAGGGGGCAGCAGUCGAAGCUAGAGCUGCCGAAGAAGAAGACGCAGGAAUCGAAACAGCCGGAAAGCCGGAGGUUCUGACGCUCGUGAAGGCGGCGGCUCGUGUUUAGGUGUUGAUCCACCAUGUCUUUAGCAGAUGAGCUUUUGGCUGACCUUGAGGAGGCAGCCGAGGAAGAGGAGGGAAGCUUUGCCGAUGAGGAGGAUGAGCCCACCAUUGAGGAUGUCCAGGAGGAGAUGCAAAUGGAUCUGGCGGCUGAUUCAGUCAAGAGUAUUGCCAAGCUUUGGGACAGCAAGAUGUUUGCUGAAAUCAUGGUAAAGAUUGAGGAAUACAUCAGCAAACAGCCCAAAGCAUCUGAAGUUCUAGGCCCGGUUGAGGCUGCUCCUGAAUAUAGAGUCAUUGUGGAUGCCAACAAUCUCACAGUGGAGAUUGAGAAUGAGUUGAACAUUAUUCACAAAUUUAUCCGGGAUAAAUACUCCAAGCGAUUCCCAGAGCUGGAAUCCCUCGUCCCUAAUGCUUUGGAUUACAUCCGAACUGUCAAGGAACUGGGCAACAGCUUGGAUAAAUGCAAGAACAAUGAAAACCUUCAACAGAUCCUCACCAAUGCCACCAUUAUGGUGGUUAGUGUCACGGCAUCCACUACCCAAGGGCAACAGUUAACGGAGGAAGAACUGGAGCGCAUCGAGGAGGCCUGCGACAUGGCCCUGGAACUGAACCAGUCCAAGCACCGCAUCUAUGAGUACGUGGAGUCUCGCAUGUCCUUCAUUGCUCCCAACCUGUCCAUCAUUGUGGGGGCCUCCACUGCUGCAAAGAUCAUGGGUAUUGCCGGCGGCCUGACAAACCUCUCCAAGAUGCCCGCCUGUAACAUCAUGCUUCUUGGAGCCCAAAGGAAGACCCUAUCUGGAUUUUCCAGCACUUCUGUCCUCCCUCAUACUGGCUACAUCUACCAUAGUGACAUUGUACAGUCUUUGCCUCCGGAUCUGCGGAGGAAGGCUGCUCGCUUGGUGGCUGCAAAAUGCACGCUGGCAGCACGUGUGGACAGCUUUCACGAAAGCGCAGAGGGGAAGGUUGGUUACGAUCUCAAGGAGGAGAUUGAAAGAAAAUUUGACAAAUGGCAGGAGCCCCCUCCUGUUAAACAAGUGAAGCCUCUGCCUGCACCUUUGGAUGGACAAAGGAAGAAACGUGGAGGCCGAAGGUAUCGUAAGAUGAAGGAGCGUCUUGGCUUGACAGAAAUACGUAAGCAGGCAAACCGGAUGAGCUUUGGAGAAAUUGAAGAAGAUGCUUACCAGGAAGACCUUGGGUUUAGCCUGGGCCACCUGGGAAAAUCAGGCAGUGGCCGUGUCAGACAGACGCAAGUCAAUGAGGCUACAAAGGCGCGGAUCUCAAAGACUUUGCAGCGCACACUCCAAAAGCAGAGCAUGGUGUAUGGAGGGAAGUCAACCAUCCGGGACCGCUCCUCGGGUACCGCCUCCAGUGUGGCCUUCACUCCGCUGCAGGGUUUGGAGAUUGUAAACCCACAAGCAGCUGAGAAGAAAGUCGCCGAAGCCAACCAGAAGUACUUCUCCAGCAUGGCUGAAUUCCUAAAGGUGAAAAGCGAGAAGAGUGGAUUCAUGUCCACCUCCUAAUGUCCUCUUCCUCCCGGCAUGGAUGCUGCUUCUCGUAACUUGCAGUCGGAAACCGUAACACAGAUUCAGCUGGAGGGGUUCUGUAUGCAGGAGGCAGGCCUCUCCUCUUGGACUGACAAAGACUGGAGAGUUCUGAAGAAAGGAGUGUCGUCUCAGGACAUCCUGGGCCAAGUCCUCUUCAUUUUUCUUUGUUUACCAAAAGGAUCUCUGUAGAGAACUUCCUGCUCUUGUUGCAGAGCUGUCUGUUGCAUAGUAGAGAAGAUGGCCCUUUCCCCAGAUCUCAUUCCCAAUCAGGUUGUUACAGUGUGAGCUUUUUUUUAGAGGCUUGGAAGGGCUAACUAAAGGGUAACAGCUGAGAAACGAUUACAUCCUCUGUCACUUUUGAUCCUUCUAGGUUUGACUUCAGCUGAGGCAAUCUAGAAUUUUCCUGUUUUUGUAAAAUGCUUCCGUACCCUGGAGUACAAGGCCUACUUCAGAGGGAUUCUCCCUUUGCUGGUUCAAUUGGGAGCCUCCGGCAACUGCCCCCUUCACCUAUUCCCACCACUUGCGGCCAAAAGGAAUCCUCUGAUUGCUCUUGUAUAUACAUCUCCAUCUAGAAGUAGUUUUGCUUGCCCUGCAUUUGGAGGGGAUCCUGUUGGGACUUGGCAGGUUAUGAUGAGUUACUGCAGUAAAUAGGGACACGGAGAGCUAGUGGAGUAAGUCCUGUAGAGAGAUCUGAAUGGCACUGAAUUCUUGCUGAUGCCAUGCACACACACACACACAUAUAUAUACAGGGUCACCGCAAAUAUGCAAGAAUGAAUAACACUUUGGUAGUUCAGAAGCGAAAGUGGUGGGAAAGAAUCUGAAGAGAACUGUGAAUUGUGGCUCUCCCUGUACAAUGCCUAAGCAAGAGACCACAUUUUCUUAGUGUUUUACCUGAACAACAACAACAAAUUGGGUUUGGGGACAAAAUUGAUGUUUCCUGAGUGUGGUGGGUGAAACUAUGCUGUAAACUGUGGUGACCUGAUUUUCUACAAGGAAGGCUGUCUGGCCUUUAAAACCUGCAUUUCAGAAACUCCCAAGCGUUGGGACGAAAACAGCAGCUGAGUUUGUAGGGUGUGUAUUUAAACAACUGUACUCAAUGUGUGAAAUUUUUUUUGGAAGAAAUAGAACUCCAUUCGAACCUGUGUGUAAUCCAGUUAUUUUGUACAGUGGGGUGGGCAUUGGGCAGAACUAAUGGAAUUCUCCAAAUUGAUCCUGUGGUUUGCGUUUAUGUUCGUUCGUAGUUUUGUAGCCUGAAAGCUUAUUUUGCACUAUAAGCAUCUCACCUUUUAUCCAGAGCCAUUACCUUUCAGAACUGAGCACAGAAAUUGAAAUUCUGAGAGAAGCUUCGUUUUGAUCUCUAACCAGCAGACGAUAAUACUUAUAAUUCACUGUGCUGGCUUUGUGCAGCUGUCAUAUGCUGCUCCCACAGCACAGUUCUGUAAUUAGUUCCUGGGUGUCUUGGACGUCUUUCCUUCUGUGUGUCUCCCCCAACCCCCAAUCAGUGCAAAGCAGUCUUCUCUCCUGAAGCUAUGACAGUUGCCCCUUAGAGGCCAGUCUUCUUACUAUGAGAAGAUUGGCCAUCAUGCUUUGAGGGGUGGAUUUUCCACAGGGUGAUGCAGUGGGAC